Messenger RNA from Eptesicus fuscus (big brown bat), 1740 nucleotides. It is a transcript of the gene XKR7, whose product is annotated as XK related 7. NCBI's taxonomy places the organism in Eukaryota, Metazoa, Chordata, Mammalia, Chiroptera, Vespertilionidae. The coding region runs from base 1 to 1740 and encodes 579 amino acids. The record is from RefSeq and is a predicted model, not a curated record. Gene Ontology annotation, cellular component: plasma membrane. The transcript has 3 exons. Gene Ontology annotation, biological process: apoptotic process involved in development; engulfment of apoptotic cell; phosphatidylserine exposure on apoptotic cell surface.
AUGGCCGCGAAGUCUGAUGGAGCGGCGGCCGCGGCCAGCCCGGCGCCGGAGGGGGCGGCUGGGGGAGCCCGGGGCAGCGCGGGCGCGCGCGGGGAGGCGGCGGCCGCCGGGGGCCCCGAGGUUGCCGGGCCGGGGGGCUCGGGGCCGCGCUACGGGCUGCGGGACUGCUGCUGGGUGCUGUGCGCGCUGCUCGUGUUCUUCUCCGACGGCGCCACGGACCUGUGGCUGGCGGCCUCCUACUACCUGCAGGGUCAGCGGACCUACUUCGGCCUCACGUUGCUGUUUGUACUCCUGCCCUCGCUUGUGGUGCAGCUGCUCAGCUUCCGCUGGUUCGUCUACGACUACACGGAGCCCGCGGGGACCCUGGGACCCGCCGUCAGCACCAAGGACAGCGGCGCCGGCGGGCUCUCCGUCAGCACUAAGGACAGCGCCACCGCCUUCCUGGCCAAAGAAGGCGGCUCCGAGCUGGGACCCCGGCCCGCGCCCUCCUGGGCCAGCGCCCACCGCCGCCGCUGCUGUCGCCUCUGCGUCUGGCUGCUGCAGACCCUCGUCCACCUCCUGCAGCUCGGCCAGGUCUGGAGGUACCUGCGCACCAUGUACCUGGGGCUGCAGAGCCGCUGGCGCGGGGAGCGGCUGCGGCGCCACUUCUACUGGCGGAUGCUGUUCGAGAGCGCGGACGUGAGCAUGCUGCGCCUGCUGGAGACCUUCCUGCGCAGCGCGCCGCAGCUUGUGCUGCAGCUCAGCCUCCUGGUGCACCGCGGCGGCCGCCCGGACCUGCUGCCCGCCCUCUCCACCUCUGCCUCACUCGUCUCCCUGGCCUGGACUCUGGCCUCCUACCAGAAGGUGCUGCGGGACUCACGAGAUGACAAGCGGCCACUGUCCUACAAAGGCGCCGUGGCCCAGGUGCUCUGGCACCUGUUCACCAUCGCAGCCCGCAGCCUGGCCUUUGCGCUCUUUGCCAGCGUCUACAAGCUCUACUUCGGCAUCUUCAUCGUGGCCCACUGGUGCAUCAUGACCUUCUGGGUCAUCCAAGGCGAGACGGACUUCUGCAUGUCCAAGUGGGAAGAGAUCAUCUACAACAUGGUAGUGGGCAUCAUCUACAUCUUCUGCUGGUUCAACGUCAAGGAGGGCCGCAGCCGCCGCCGCAUGACCCUCUACUACUGCAUCGUCCUGUUGGAGAACGCAGCACUCACUGGCUUCUGGUACUCGAGCCGCAACUUCUCCACUGACUUCCACUCGCUCAUCCUGGUCUGCGUGGUGGCCUCCAGCUUUGCGCUGGGCAUAUUCUUCAUGUGUGUCUACUACUGCCUCCUGCACCCCAAUGGGCCCAUGCUGGGUCCCCAGGCGCCUGGCUGCAUCUGCCCGGAGGCCCCAGAGCCCUGUGGCCCACCAGCCGAUGCCGUCACAAGUCCCCCGAGGUCCCUGCCGAGGACUACAGGCCCUGAGCGAGAUGGGGUCUCGGUGGGGGGUGAGCGGGCAGGGACCCCCACACCACCUGUCUUCCAGGUGCGGCCUGGCUUGCCUCCCACACCAGUGGCCCGCACCUUGCGGACAGAGGGGCCUGUCAUUCGGAUUGACCUGCCUCGUAAGAAGUACCCCGCGUGGGAUGCUCAUUUUAUUGACCGCCGGCUCCGGAAGACCAUUCUGGCGCUGGAGUACUCCUCACCCGUCACGCCCCGGUUGCAGUACCGGAGCGUGGGGACCGCCCAGGAGCUGCUGGAGUAUGAGACCACAGUGUAG